UCCCGUUUAGCCGAAGCUCAGCGGAGGCAGACCAGGAAAAAAGUACCACUCCGUGUUCGUUCGUUCAUUCGCGUUUCAUCCCUUGACGAGGCAGUUAGUGUGUUGUACACGGUUCCCGAGCGCGCGUCAUGGCCAAAGCGGCCUCCCAGGGUGGUCCAACUUACCCCCUUAUCAUCACUACAACCAUCUACUACUGAGAAGCAAAAAAAAAAAAAAGGAACAACAGCUCUGAAGAAGCUCUAGCCAAGAACAUAACAGUGCAGAACAGUUCGGUAGGAAAGCAUACAUAGUGAUCUGUGUGUGUGUGUGUUUGGUACGGUGUUCAAAUCCAUUCCGAAGCGAAUCAUCUAAAAACGAAGGAAAAACAAGAACAAGAACAGACUCCCAUCGUAGAUUUCCAGGAAGACCUGUGCCGUAUCAAAAAUAGCUGGCGAUUAGGAUCUCGGACCCAGACGUGCCCCAGACUACCAACCGAAGCGGACGCGGACACUUUUGACACACGCUCUGACAGACUCCCAAACAUCUUCCGAACGAGUGACAGAUUCCGUGUGUGUGUGUUUGGUUCCGUUGCACAACAUUUUCCUCCGCUUAGGAUACUUUUUUUUUGGGAAUUGGUUCGCGGAAUGAGUCCGGUGUGAUCCUGCUAGUUUCAUUCUGCUUUCGCGACACGACGUGACGGUGUGUGAGUGCAAAAUUAAUCCGAGACAGAGUGGGAAAAACAAUCCGUAAGACAGCCGGAAAAAAGUGAGCUUUCCUCCGUUCCAGUUUCGUUCCGUUUGAGCCGCGAUUCCUCUUUCCGCGAGUGAGUUGUCCGUGUGCAAGAAAGUGUCAAUACAAUGAAUCAGUGAGUCGGAGGCAAAGAAUAAGAAAGAAGAAACAGAAAGCCCAAAUAUUAAAGAAAAAGGAUAUUUUUGAUGAGAUUUUUGUUUCCACAUACACAUACACAUAAAAUCAGAGGAAAAUAAAGCAUACCCUGAGAGAUAUCCGGAGUCUAUUUUUAUACACUAACAAACACAUUUUCGAAUAGCAGGAAGGAAGACACACAAAAAAAAGAGCAAGUCGAGUGAAGAGCAUCAAGAGCCAGAAGUGAGAAAGGUGAAAUCAAGUGAAAACUGUGUGCUGGCAAGGCUUUUGUGAUAACGCUCGGCUCGGUGUGCUUCGACAAUCGAUCCGGAACCGAAACGAAACCUGACAGGAAUUACGGAGCGGAUCGUCGGAGCUCAGGUCGUGAAGAAUAACACACGGGAUACCAGGUCCGUAAUCGAUAUCGGAAGAGGACUGCAAGCAGCAGCGGGCAGCCAACAGCGAGCGAGUGAACGAUAAGGAUUCACACGAGUGCGCUAAAAAUAGAACGUUGGUGUGCUGUAAUAACCAUAAUAAUAAUAGUACUAAUCAUAACGGUCGGCGUUUGGUAGGAGUGUAGGAAAAACAGCCAGAGAUACCCAGUGGAAAAAAUUGACUCGGUGUGGUGCUAGCGAAUCAUUAUCCCCCUCCUCACCCCUCUGUUGACGGUUGAGGAUACAUACUUUCCCGGUUUGAGUUUAGAAGUUUGAACCUGUUGAUUGACUUGUUGUUACGUGUGCGUGUGCGGUUUGCCGUUUACUGCUGUUGGGCGCUCACGCAAGGUCACUCGCGUGUGAGGGUGUGUUGCUCUGCCUCUCUGUUCUAUCGCUCAAACCAUCCCCCGGGGCAGAAAACCAAGCCUCAAUUAUUCGCCCACCCACUCGUUACCUAGAUAUAACUGUAUAUAGCUCCACCAUAUAUAUCAGGAAGAUGUUCCGCGAAGUUCUGCCGAUCCUGGCGUACAUGAGUGUGCUGUCCAGCACGUACUCACUGCACAUGGCGCGCGAUGCGUACAUCAAGGCCCCACCACCGCCUCCCGCCGCUGCCCAGCUGCUCGAGGAACUGAACGAUAUGUCCGAGCUGCUGGCCGAGAACAGCAUUCCGGCUGGGCUGCCACAGUCACACACAAAAGCGCACCACCACAGCAACCUGCAACAGGUGCAGGUGCAGCCGCAGUCGCACAACCUGGGUGGGGCAGCUGCAGGUGGUCCCCACGGGGUCGUAAUCAAUCACCUAACCAGUAACGAACUGCCCGAACUCAGCCCACCACCGGUGCGUCAUCCGGUUGGUCCACUGAUUCAACCCCGCGGUCUCCAGGAACUCUUCGGAGUGCAGACCAACUUCGACAUGCGCAAUGUUCAGCACCUGAACGCUGCCAGCAUCAAUGGCAACCCCAGCGAUCUGGGUAGCGAGGAAGAUCAACCUCAUCAACAACCCCCACAGCAACAGCAACAACAACAGCAGCAACCACAGCGAAGUCCCAACAACAAACGAUCGUCGCACAGUAGCAACAACAGUAAUGGCGGCGGUGGUGGAGGCGCAAGCUUCAUGGAGACGGACGGUGGUCCACUGGACGGGGGUUCCAGCGGUAGCAGCAGCAGUAGCGGCGGCAACAGCGGUGGCCUGCCAUCAAUCCCUCAUGGUAUGGCCAGUCAGCUAAUGCUGCGCAGCGCCCGGGGACAGCGGCAGUACGACGUUCCACAGAUCGAAUGUCCGCCCGCGAUGGACGGCAUGGAACGGUUCGCCUGUCCAACGCCGGACAGACAAGGUCGGUACCGGUGUAUAGACGACCACGUGCUCUGCGACGGCUUCAUCGACUGUCCCGAGGGCGAGGACGAGGACCGGCAAGCGUGUAUGUUCUACAAAACGACAAAAGCACAUCUGGAUGUGCUCGCCGAUGCCUUACUGAGAUGGGCACGGGGACGUUAAGCUACCCAAAAGUGGCAAGCAGAAAGCAUCAACCAAAAACAAACAUCUACAUAUAGAGAGGAAAGAAAGCACUAUUUUUAAGGAUCACACAUACACACAAAACCCAAACUCAUCUGCUGGGAGGGAGAGUAGGAUUAAUUAACGGAUUAAACAUCGAGGCAAACACGAAGCGGAGCUGUGAGCAGUGCUGUUCGCGGAGGAAUCUAGUGGAAAGGCUGUACAUACAAAACAAACCCUAAGGAGAAAAGAAAACAAAAACUCACAGAUUAAAAGUAUAUAUAUUUAUAAAGGAUACUCUACAAAACUGACAAACGGCAACUGCAGCAGCAUCAGAUGGAAGCAAGCUAGCGGACUGUAGACUAGAGAAAAUCUCAGUAACCGAAAAACCCCGAACAAAAUUCGAAAUCUAGAGCUAUUGAACAUAAAUUUAAAGAAAAACCAAAAAAUAUCGGCCAACCCUUGCCCGGCGGCUUGCGGCAGGCGGGCAGGGAAGUGGGGACAUGCGCCACAGGUUACGCACCUCACUGGCUGGCGAAGUAAGACACUAAGAAAAAUGAGCAACUGUAAGUACAUUGAUGUGUAUCAAAACAAAAUCAAAGCAAAUAUGUGUGUAUUUCUUUCGUUUACUUUCAAACCAAAAUUAUCAAAGUCACAAAGGGUGAACCGAAUUCGCGAGAAACAAACACUCACCAGGCGACGAAACACAAAACGAUCGAAAACUAAAAUUUUCAAACCUCCCUCCACCCACAUUGACAGAACCUUUAUUGCCAAGAUUUGGUUUCAGUCCACUCAAUGUGUGUGUAAGUUUGACGAGUCCAUGUCGUUUCCACACCGAAAAGCGAACUUUCACUCUAGAGGAACGGUGGAGUAAGUUGUAAAAAAUAAUAUUAACAUCUAAGGAGAUCGUCAAAGUUAAAGGAAUUAGGAUCAAAGACAAACCAAAUAAAAAUCUUGCAGAAAACUAUUCUCAUGGACAAGGCAGCUAUAUUGUAUAGAUAAGUCACAAUUUUAACAAAACAAAUCCAACCUUAGUGAACUUAAAGAAAAAUCACACCUAAGCGAUAAGAAGAACACUUGAUCACAACAAAUCAGCUACACGCCCACAACAAUAACAACAAAAAACUGAAACAUGAACAAACAAACACUAGUGGCAAAUAACACUCUCACACAAAAACACACAGACAGACAGACAGAAACAUACAUACACAUUGUUAUAUCUCUAUCUUCGGGAGAACUGCGUCGGUUCGUAUCCUGGUACGAACAAUGUUACUUUAAAGAACGAUAUCGUGUAACAUUCCAAUUAUACACUUAACGAGUCAACAAACAAACAAACAAACAAAGAAGAUAACUGUCAUUAUGCAUGCAAACUAGUGCAGACGAGGAGGGCUUGCCGAUUUGCCAAACAAAACGCGAGCCCCCGCCUCGUUGUGAGCCACGUCGAGGGUGGUAAGAAACCCGAAAAGAAAACACAAGAAGUCCGCGAAGAUCUUAUUUUAGUCAACAUUUUAGUUACUAAUUAACAAAUUCUGUUCCAUCGUGACAGGUCGUAUUUGUACAUAGUAUACACAUAUAAAUAAACAAACAAACAAAAAAAUCAACUAAGGUAAGGUAAAAAAUCCACUUACCGAUGAGAACAGAAGACCCCAUGUGUAAAAAAAAAGAUUAAAACAGCAAAAAGUAUAGAUAUGUUUUAGAAGCUACACACUUUCACGGUAAGGAGCGAAAUAUCUACGUGUUCGACCCGGUUCACGCUGGUCGUUCCUGGUUCAAAAAAUGGUUUUCUUUUCCGUAUUCAAUGUAUUCACUUAUUUUUUCAUCCUUCGAUAGUUCCAUCCGUUUUUGUUUAUGUUCAUGCACGAAACGGAACUGCUGAGGGUCUCUUCAAAAGAGAACUCCAAGCUGGGGUACCGCAGGGUCUAAAACGUCAAUGAAACACAAAACAAAACAAGUCGUGAUAAGAUUGCUCACCCGCCCCUUGACUGCCUCUUGGCGCGUGUGAGAGAAACCAAACCAAAGCAAAAAAAAAAAAAACAAGAAACCCCUGUUGAGUUGCUGUUAUAGACUCCUCACUCAGCCGAUGAGGAGCGAGUUGUUGAAAACGGAACGAAACUUGUGAAAACAAGAAACAAACCAAACAAACUGUGACUGACGAAUCGUUAAACGAAGUGGUUAAUGUUACUAGAAAAAGAUUGAAAAUUAGCAAAACAAACGAAACAAGGAUGCGCGAACGCGGGGUUGUUUUUCGUUUUGCAAUUAUUUUAUUUCGAUGUUUCCAUGCGAGAGUCCUAGAGCAAAACUACCUGGCGCGAGUAAGUGUAGAGUUAUGGCUAGCCAAGAUAGAAAACAAAACAGGAAAAAAAAACCAAUGUGUAAACAAUCAUAUGUAAAAACAGUUUUUAAGAACAAAAUUGGUUGUGGAUAAGAAUUCAUUCAAAUUUCAUUCCUUCUUUAACGAUUUAACAACAACAAAAGAAAACAAAAAAAAUAAACCGAGGAAACUAGAUUACACACAUGUCAAGAGUAAAACCAUACUCUCGCACACAGACACACACCCACACAUACACGCACACACUCAGUCACAACCCUACGGACACAAACACAGUUUAACGUCAAGUGUAUUUAAAUUGAAUUAAAGAAGCAACUCGAAAACAAAAAAAAUAUGAAUGUCUAUUUGCACAAUAUAUCUCUACUGGGAGGAACACACAAAAACAAAUUUAAGAAAAAAAAGUAAGUCCCAACUUAAAGGAGAAGAAACAACUACAACAAAACAUAACAAACACCUCAAAAAACAAUCUCUCUUUAUGGUCAGUGUUAAUUUAAGGCAUGCAAAGGAUUUCAUCGUUCUACUCAGUAAAACAAACAACAACCAAAAAAUUAAAAAAAAAAGGUAAUGGCUCGAUUGUAACGAUUUUCAUUGAUAUGUUUAUGUUUUUCUCCGAGCAAAGCAAACAAACGAAAGCACUGUGCGAAAUUUAUCAGAAAAAUAAUGAUACCCACCUUUAGGUUAAUUUUUAUCAUCUUUUUAAAGUUAACAAAUGGAGGAAGGAUUAAACGAAGCGAAAGCAAAAGAAGAAAAAAACCAAAGUCGUCAUUACAUGGCCAGAAGUAGAAAAAAGGUUAAUGUGCGAAAAUCUACCACACCGAAGAGGCUGGUAGCCGGACAGGAACAUUACAGAAACCCAUUAAAUUAUCAUAGAUUUUUUUUAACCACAACAUUAUCACAUCUUUUGUCUUCUCGUCUCAUCGUUUCAUCGUGCAUCUCCAGUUUUGUUUUAGUUUGCCACCAGCUACUUUCCAUGCAGGGGGUGCCCGAACGAGGGGUCUCCGAUGCCAGAGUGUGCGAUUUCAGAGUUCUCAUUCUCACAAUUGACUGAUUAUUACGGGGUUUCACAGAUCCGACAGGAUUGGACAGAACAGAUCGUCAAUUAAUCAGGAAUUCAGUAUAAUUUAUUUUAGUUUCUUAUUUCUGUCACAUGUUUUUAUUUCCACACAUUUCCUCAAUGGAUAAGAUAGGAUCCAAAUGAUUCACCGGAGAUGAUUUCCGCAUAUCUCUAAAUAAAGGAAAUGCGUAUCUGCUGUGCCUCUUGUAACAAAUAUCGAUUCUUGAAACUAUUCCGUGAUGGAUUCGAUAUAUUUUUUCAAACGGUCACAUGUAAAUCUAGUUUCGAACAUUCCAACCUAUAAGUUACUUAUAGGGCGGAUACAUUACGAAUUACUUAAAAUUAUUUAAAGGAUUAAAAAAAACAAGCCAUCCUUGUAGUCAGUGUCGAACACAAAAAAAUAUUUUCAUAUGCAUUCCAUAACCCACUACACCCAAAGUUGAUUUUUAGCAUAAGUUAUGACAUCCCGAUUUAUUACAUUAAAUGAGCUGAAAAAUAACAGAAAAUGUUCUACACCCCAAUACAUGUAUAUCAUUUGUAUAAUAUAUAUAUGCUAGAGCCAAUAUGAGCGAGCGAGCGAAACUGGAGACACAUUUAAAUGAAAGCAUAUAAAAGCUUUUCGUAUAGUUUGCCAAAUACACGGCCCAUACAGAGAAAGAUAUAUUUUCGUUCAUGUUCUUCUUUAUCCUCUUAGAAAACACUUUCCGACCUCAUUUUAUGAUGAGGUGUAAUAUCAUCACGCUUCAAUAUAACAGCGCUAGCAUCUAUAUGGAUAGCGUGGUCGUGUGAAACAACUUUGCAUUCCAGCCGGCCUUGGUUCGAUCCCCAUUGACGUCGUAUGGACUUUAUCUUUUGGCACAAUCCCAAAUGAAAUGAGAAAAGAAAACAGAAAGAGAUGUCUGCUCGCAUGCAUACAAACCAUUUUUAAGCUUUCAAACAGCUCAUUAUUUGCGCAUUUGGCUCUCCAGCACACGAAAUGGCAUCAUUCCUGCCAAAGAUGAAUUUUUUUCUGCCAACGCUAGUUUGGGUGUAGCCUUUAUGUAUGUUGAAGUUUUGUCAGAUUUGUUUAUCAUUUGGAUUUACAGAUCAUUAUUCGAAAUGGAGAGUAAAUGCAAUAUGAAAAUCAAUUGAUGAGGUACUUUGCAGCAUAUGUCUGCCACUGUUAGUACAGAUAGAUGAAUUGAAAAUUGUCGCAUUUCAGUCACCGCUUGCGGUCAGACCUCCUACACCAAGUAAAAGUCCUAUAUUAGCAUUAGCGAUGUUGAUGAUUUAGUUCUAAUGCAAUUAGGCAUUAUGUGAAUAGACAUAUGUAGCUUGUAUCCUAGACUCUGUCCAACUUCUAUUUCGUUGCAACACAAGCAGUUCGAAUUUCAACAAGAUUCAUUCAUACAUUGUUAAAUGCUUAGAACAAAGUAUAUUUAACGUUAAUUUCGUUCAAAAGUGUUGUUUGUUUCUUUAUUGUGCUUAAACAUGAUAAUUUCAGCUGUCCAAUUUCUAUAAGACCACUUCAGAAUUCAUAAGUAUUCUUCUUCUUCUUCUUUAAUGGCACUAACGUUCCUAGAGGAACUUCGCCGUCUCAACGUAGUAUUACUUGCGUCAUUUUUAUUAGUACUUAGUUGAGAUUUCUAUGCCAAAUAACACGCCUUGGAUGCAUUCAGAGUGGCAAGCUCUAGAAUACGCGUGAUCACAGUGCAAGUCGGAGGAAAUUUCUUUGACGAAAAAUUCCCCCGACCAGAACGGGAUUUGAACCCGAACACCCGGCAUGUUAGUUAUGACGCUAACCACUCGGCCAAGGGAGCACAAUUCAUAAGUAUUAUCAAUGAUAAAUUCAAAACGAUCGGUUGAUUUACAUGUCAAUAAUUGGCAACCUUGCCAUUUCGGCUAAUAACCUAGAGAAUUCGUGUUGGCAUACUAUUUACUAAAUUCUGCUGAACGGAUUUCUCUAUAUUUUUCCAUGUUUCCAAAGUUGCGACCUUGAACUCUUCAAGCGUGGUGUACCGUUUUCCCUCAGUGUGGAUUCUGCGUACAAGAAUCCUCCUAAGAUUUUCAACAGGAUUCAAGUCUGGAGAGUGACAUACCAAUUAUGAGAACACUUGUAAUACUAACCUCGAGCCAACCGCGAGUAAUCGGUUACAUAUUACUAACAUAGUUGUAAGCAAACAUUGUCGAAAUAUUGAACUCCCGGCCCCGUUAGGCUGACGCCAUAUGAGCCUUAAUAAAAAUAUAUAUUUUGGAUAAGUCUGGAGAGUGAGCCGGCCAGUCCGAAAAUAUAUGGUUUUGGUCCCUAAUACAUUACUUAGUUUCCCUGCUGGUAUGAAUAGAAGCAAUGUUUUGCUGGAAUGUGAUUUUUUUGUGACGAUAUCCACGCAAAAACGGUAGGAGAGAGGAUUCCAGAACAUAUAUAUAAUCCUUGAAUGAUGUGAAAGCUAUCUUGAGCUUUCCGGAUGCACAGAAUCCCGCCCAAACCAUGCACGAGCCUCCGCCAAAAUUCCUGGUUGAAAAAUACUGUUCCUUCUACUGUAAAUCACGCCAGUACCCGUUGAAACCAUCAAGAUCAUCGAAAUUGACCAUUUUUUUCGUCAAUGAAGAUAACCUUUUCAUUGAAGAACUUUUCGUUAUGGUACAUAGCAAAAUGUAUUCUUUUGGAAACAUUCUUUGUCACAACAUAUCAUGUCUCACUGUUGGUUCAUGUGAGCUUUGACAAUACUCAGACGUCUCUCGAUGUGAGAUGGUGUAAGAUGAGGAACUUUAACCCUUUAAACUCUCUUUAUGUGAGGAUUUUUUACCAGAACAUUACGAAUUGUGACCCGAGUAACAUUUAAAAUGAAAUAUUGCUUUAUUUGCAUAAGCGAUUUUGAGGUAUUCGAAGCUGUUCUAACUAUUUCCCGCUUAUCCUGGUCAGAGAGCUUAGAUUUACGUGGAGCUCUCUCCUUCUUACCGUAUCCUUGAGGAUUCGUCAAAUAAUUGAGCACUACUUGAUGGGAUGAAUCCAACGAGAAAUUUCUAUGAUACUAACAUUUUCUUGGUGAAAGGCAUCGAUUUGUCUGUCUUCUCUCUCCGUGAACACUUUUCCUUUCGGCAUUUUGCAAAUUUAUUGAUCAAAACAACUAAAACAACGAAAAAAGGUAGCUGGUCUUAUAGAAACUUGACACUUUAAAAAUGCAAAAGCAUUCGUUGACGUUCAGCGCAGCACACACACAUAUGAAAAUCAUAUAAUGUAUGGUUGUCACCAAUACCUACACACUAGAAUAUAAAUUGAAACAUUAUUUGUUUACUAUGACACAAAGCAGCAAGAUCAUCACUUGGUCUUAUAGAAGUUGGACAGAGUGUAGUAUUCGAAAGCAUUAUAGGCGCAUGGAACGCUUUCAUUAAUGCUAAUUAUCAGCAAUGUCUUGUACAUUAGCAAUUUUGAUAUCGGACUUACAAGCAUUGAAAAUGCUGAAAAUGAUGCUUUAUUGAAUCGUGUUUACGUAACAAAUCUUUGUGUAUCACAAGAUGCAUCCCACCUCAUUCCAGUAUCAUUCUAACGCGCAAGCAGCUGUUUCUAAUGAUGUUUUUCAGCCAUAUGAACAACCAACAAUCCAGGCUGAUCUGCCUUCUCAUUUUUAGGAAUUCUGUAUAUUAUCGUAGAGGAGAACAAACGUCUGCCGAACAAACCAUUACUAACAACUUUUGGAUUACAUGGGAGACAGUUUUUUCAAAUCAGUGAGGCUAACCUUAAAACGGUGCCCCUUGCCAAUCGCCAAUCACCCUACGGCCAAGAUUCAAAAUUGACAAUGUCUUUCAUCAUAUGAUCAUCAUAACCUAUUACCAGAUUUUUCGAAAAUCUAUCACCGGGAUUUAUGCAGGUCAUCCAAGCUUUCAGCAUCUAUAUAAAUAAAAAUGAUUUGGUGUCCGUUCCUCACGAUUUAACUUAAAAACGGAGGAACGGAUUUGAAUAGUCAGUAUCAGGAUUGAAGUGCCUCAGUCUGCGUCAGGUUUAUAUGCUAAAAAACUAUGAAAACCAUUCGGGAAGAUGGAAAAUUGGAAAGUCAUGUUUUCUGCAAAUUUCGCAUAUCUAUAUAAAUAAAAAUGAUCUGGUGCCCGUUCCUCAUGAUUUAACUCAAGAACGGAGCAACGGACUUGAAUAGUCAGUAUCAGGAUUGAAGUGUCUCAGCCCGCGUCAGGUGUAUAUGUCAAGAAAGAAAUUAUAUACUGCGAAUAUAGAUCGCGCACAGAAAAAUGAUUUUCGGGAAACGUGAGUGUUCGAGAUUAUUUAAAUCAGAAAAGCAAUUGUUGGUGGGACGGAGUUUGCCGGAUCAGCUAGUUAUGUAAUAACUAUCAUCUGAUCGAUCGAUACCACGUUAUUCCCUCACUGCAUUUUGGCCCUUUCACUUGCGUUUUUAAACUUUGUCAAACCUUGCUUCAGCUUCCUCAAUCUACUCCUGAGUCUUUGUUUUUUUUUAUCUAUUGCUGACCAGCAUCAGGAAGUAAACAAUUUCACAUUCUCAUGUUCGUAGACAACAUCUACUUGCCCUCAACAGCCCAUCAUGGAUUUGCUUCCGAACACAUUAUAUACAGAUUCUCAAGGAGGGGCUCCGGGUGGCCCUGACAACCAGGAUUUCUACAUAAACCGCUUUGCAAUCGUACCGUUCUGAAUCAUAUUUCGGACGCUUAAGGCAUAUGAUGCAGAAAACAGAUCCAAACUUUAUGCACAAGUAUUAUUUGGUUGAUAUUUUUAAUAAAUUAGUUCAACAUGCUUUUAAGCUUUCUACUUUGGUAACUGUUUGAUUGAAAACACAAAAAAAUCAUCGAAUAAAAUGGUUUUCAAAUGAAGCGAAUUAGAAUCAAACUUCGGACACUAAAUAAAAUUUCGGACAGAUUGAAUUCAAACUUCGGGCACUUUAUUUUGUAAUUUUUUGGACGAAAAUUGCAUUACACUUGAUUAUAUUUUAUAAUCAACUGCGAAACACUUACCAAGCAAUCUCAGCAAACUGUUAACGAUGAUGAGAACAGAUGAAACACGGGAAAAAUUUAAAUAUUUAUGAACGGGUAAAUUCUACGAGCUCAUGCUAAGGAAACGUCAAACACAAACGAUUAUGAGUUGUGUUGUAAGAUUUCUGCCGAUUAUGUUAUAAUUCAAAUGUAGUUCUCAUGUGAAAUGAUAGUGAAACCAAGGGAUUACUCUAAAGAGGCAAUUGUGAUACUAGUUUGAUAGUUCUAUCAUCAGUUCAUUAAGCAAUUCAAGAUAUUAGAACAAAGUGUCCGAAAUAUGAUUCAGAACGGUAUUUCGCUUUGGAAAUUACUGGAAUCGUUGCAUUCCCAGUGCGUUAUCUCUUUUUAAAACUAAGUUGAGUCCCAAAUUUUGUUGAUUCCACUGUCAAGAAGGCACCCUGGUCUUUUUUUUUGAAGAAUCGAGUCAGUUAGCUUUGUUAAAAUGAAUAGAUAAGCCAAAAAAGAGCCAAUGAGCAAAUGUGAUCAUCUUGGAUUUCCAACUUCACCCUCAAAGGAGUGACACUCACGGCCGUGAUAGUUCUAUAUAUUUCGAAAAAAAAUCAUUCAAACUUCAGAAUGAGCGUCGCCCGUUAGUGUUUUUUUUUUCUUUUUAGAGCUUGUUGCUGUUUGCGUAACGACAUUCUGCAUUAAAUGGAGUUUAGCUAUCAUGAUGUGCCGUUCUCAAUUUUCGACAAAGCAUCUACUGUGCCAGGAGGAAUUCAGGUUUUGUUAGAAAGUAAAGCAGAAAAAAUGGUGUUCAAGGGUUUGUGGACCACUCUUUGAUCUUAUGAGGAUAACAUGCUGGAAUUUUUUCCAUUGGGAAUCAAAAGAGCGGUCAAAAUCGUCAAAGAAGUAGUAGGAAAUUUUAAAGCAAACCAAGCAAGACAUUUGUUAGCAGCACCUGACAGCGAAAUGUGAACGUUGCUUCCUAAACUGGCAAUUUUUUACGACGAAGUUUCGGAAAACGAGUAGUUUUUAGAGAUACCAAAAUACCGUGGGCAUUUGAAGGCCCCUGGAAUUAACCUGAACGAUGCCAUUAGUCUGUUCAUGGAUCGCUUCCAAAUCUUACAGUGGGUUUGAAGCUAUAAACUAACGAUUUGCGCUUCUGUGGCAUCUAAUGAAAGAGGCUUAUUAAAUAUUAAAUUAAUUAAAAAUCAUGGUUAAAGAUUGGACUGGCAUGCCUAAAUGGAUUGGCUUUGUUUGUUAGUAAAUUUACUAACACUGUUGAUAUUGACGAUGUGUUCGGAUAAUCAACUGUUGUUACAAAAUAAUAAUGAUGAUAGCACCCCAAUCCCCUACAAAUGUUUGAGCUUGAAGAGUUAUCUUGAGGAUAAUUAUUUCGCAUUUCAUCUAUGGCUUAUCAAGAAAAUUUCCAACCCGAAAAAAUCCUUGACCGGCCGGGAAUUCAACCCAAUACCUACACUGAUGGACAUAAAUAUUCGGCAUAUGCAUGAAUCUACCACGAAUGUUAUUCUACUGAGCGGUAUUAUUCCAAUCCACUUCCGAAGGUUAUUCAAGUGAAACAAUAUAGUGUUAUUAAAACACUACAUUAUUGGGAAAUCAAAACAAUGGAAACAACAAUUUUACCUUCAAAUUCAGCUGAACGAAAGUAUUCGGCACUAUGAACAUUUCUUCAAAAAAACAUAUCUGAACAAUUAUCUAACUAAUCAAUAUCUUGUGUUCAAUCCUUUCUGUGCAAUGACCUCUUUCAAUCGAUUUGUCAUUGAGUGCACCAGCUUCUCGCAUACUUUAAGCUCGAUCUUAUACAAUUCUUCACGAAGAAUAUCUUUUAGCUGCUUUUGUGAUGUUACAUGAUGUUCACGUACACGUCGAUCUAGAGCAUCCCACAAAUCCUCUAUGUUUUGAGCUGACGGAGAGUAUUAUAUAGCAGCCAGAGACGUACCGUUUCCGCAGUAUGUUUAGGGUCGUUGUUUUGUUGGAAGUAGAAAUUGCUACCUACCCAACUUUUCAGCACUUUUCUUCAUAUUUUCUUUCAAAAUAUUUAAAUAUUGCUCCUUUUUCAUGAUACCAUCUACAAAUACCAAUUCCCCGACACCGGAUGCUGCCAUACAGCCGAGACCAUGACUGAUGCACCUCCAUGUUUAACGGUAGUUUAAACAUUUUUCUUCUGCAGCUCAGUACCCGGUUUUCGCCAUACCAAUAACCUUCCAUCUGAUUUGUCAACAUUGAAUUUGCUCUCAUCGGAAAACAACACAUUGUUCCAGAAACCAAUCGGGUGAUUUUGGUAAUCUUUCGCAAAGUUCAACCUUUUAGCCUGAUUAACCUUUCUAAUAAGAGGCUUCUUACGACAAACACGGAUACUAUAUUGGGCAACACUCUGCGCACCGUUCUGGAAUGAGCAUUUUUCCCAUUGAACUCCAGCAACUCUCUACGCACUUUUGACGAAGAUGUUUUCGGUUCUUUCUCAAUAAUUUGUAUUAUUUUUCAUUCAUUUACAGUGUUCCCAGAUCUAUUGGGAUCGAUAAAUUAAAUUUUUUUCAACGUGACGAAUACUUCUGUCCAACUAAAAUUGUGGAACUCGGCCUUUUUGUUUCCUGUAAUUUAUGAAAGCACGGUAAAUCAUUGAAAACUUCUGCUGCCUAGAUAGUGUACACUUCACAGCAUCUACUGCACCUGCACAGUUGAGUUUAUAUCACAAACUAUUUGUGUAUGUAAUACAAAUGCGAUAAAUGAAUUCAUGACGAAUACUUAUGUCCACCAGUGUAUGUCGGAAUCAGCUGUGAAAUCACAAGAGUCUUACCGCUUUACUAGGUGAUUCUAUUAUGCCAUGUUUAAAGAGGUGAUUCUAGUAAAGCGGGAGGACUCUUGUGAAUUCACAGCUGAUUCCGACAUAGGUAUUGGAUCUGUAGGUGCGAUCGUUCUCGUUCUUCCUCAUGUAAGAAUUAUGUUCUCUGAAGUUUGAGUCGAUUCCUUGUCUUCUAAGGGGUUAAACUAGGGUUGCCAGGUGUAUUGAACAGUAAUCUGAUUGUUGGAAAAUCAAAAGACUUGGAUAUUUUAUAUUUAUUAUAUUAAAUUGAACAUUUUCACGAAAACGUCGUUUGAUGUUUGCGGAAGUCAAUCAAUCAACAUUUUUACGUCUAAUGUGUAAAACAUGGUUUGACCGUUAUUUCUUCCUAUCAUAUAUCGACGCAUUAUACAUAAACUUCAGACAUGUGUACCAAACCUCUCUCUUCAGUGUUCAGUAAAUUUUUGGGAAACUUAUCCUUAAUUACGGGAAUGCCAUUUCACCACCACGGGUAGUUGUGGUUAGAACUUUACCGUUGUUCGUUUAUCCGGAGAAUAGUCUGAAAAUCAACAUUGCGCAACUCUCUGGGUUCCUCAUCAAUUGGCUGAAUCAUUUCUCUGGGAACCAAAUUAGGAAAGUUUUCAGUAAACGGUAGAAUGAUUUAAUGUGUAAUGAGUAGCUCAGCCGUUGUCCCAACCCACACAAUUUCAAAGCUCUCGUAAUUCUGUUGAUCAAACGCAACUUUAUCCAUCGGCAAUCAAUCUGAACGAAUUGCUUCGCAAAUGACUAAAGGGCUCCUCGUGUUGACCAUCUCCGAGAACAGUCGGGAUCACCACAGUCGCAUUUGUGCUUCUAGGUCGCAGCAAUCUUCAAAAAAUCCUUCAAUCCGAAUCCCAUCGAUGAAAUCAGUGAUACCAUUUUGAAUAACUGUUUCAAUAAAACUAGCAUAAACUUGCUUUUGCAAACCAACUCAAUACAGUCAAAUGUGAUUGCAGAUUUUUUUGAAAUCUGCAAAAAUCUGGGCAAAGUGCGGAAAGCCUGGACUAGACCAAGGAAGGUCUGGAUAUCUGGCUGCUUACCAAUCUCUGGAAGAUUCCAGACAAAUCUGGAAGUCUGACCGUGAGUUUUGCGAGUAAACUUGGCAUAAUUUUCUCAUCAAAAUUCAAUGAAAUAAAAAGAUGUAAAAUUAUGAAAAUAUUAUUGUAUUGGUAAAUAUGUUCAUACAAAUUACUCACAAAUACUGGAGUAGGCAAUAGUAAAAAAAAAAUCGCACGUUAAUAUUAAAAACAAAAUUUGAAAAAAAAAAUCAGUGUUAUGAGAUGAACCUGGUCUUUCUUUCUAUUUUUACUAAUGUAAUAUCUCGAAUGAAAUUGAUAAAUGAGUAUAUUCAAGCUCCAACAAAUUUCAGAACGCAUCACUGUUGGUGGGUUUUCAAAACUAUCACAAUGUGAUGAUGUUGGGCAUCCCGUUUGUACCCCCAAAUGUAAUGAUUAAUUGUUUUUCCAAAAAUCUUUCACCAUCAGAAAAAUAUUCCACCAAAUAAACUCCUAUCCACCGCUCGCGAAUAUACAUUUUAUUAAGAUAGUAAUUUCCAAGAAAUUAUAUGUCUCAACUGGACCGACGCAAUGAUAUUCAAUGUUCACUAACCCAGUAUAGUGCUUUUCCCCCUCUCUUUUCACCAAUAAUUGUUCUGAAUCGUUAAUUGAUUAGGGUGGUCCGUCACAUUACCCACUUUUGAGUAAUCGUUGGGUAUUGUGAACCUUCUCGAACUUGUUCUUAGCAUACCAUCUUGAAAGAGAAGUAUGGUCAACAAUUCACGUUGUUGGUACAAUCCGAUCGAUUCAGAUUCGAAUUCAAGUAGCAAUCUGACUCUCGUUCUUCAACACAAUUGUUCCUCAAUCUAGAUUCAAACUCUAACCAUGGAAUAACACCUUGAUGAAAACGAUUAUCCGCACAUCGACCGAACGGAAUAAGUUACUCACUAGUAGCUCUACAUUACAAACAUCCAAAUCUGAAGCCCUGUCGAGCACAUUCUAAACCGUGCACAAAGUUGAACAAUGCCACCCAGAAAUAACGAUACCCAAUUAAAACUUUUAAUUAAUUAACUAAUCCAACGUGGGUCGCAUUUUUGCAGAAAGCUCCGCGCUGGAAUCCACCAAACACAGCAGCGCGCUGCGCGGCAGCAAUGAAAAGAAUCCUUUGAAGUGUUAUCGCUCGCUCCCCCUCCUGGGGGGGAAGGAAAUGGGACGAUGGGAGGAGUGUACGGGAAAGAACGAACAAACUUGUACAACGAGCAAACUUCCGUAAUUUAUUGCUUCGUUGUUCAUUUUAUUGGCUGCCAUGGCAGCGAUGAAGCGAGCUCGCGAGUUUUCAAUUGAACGCGGCGAAGCCCACCCUCGUGACCGAAAGAUUGUUCAUCCGAUUUUAAUUUUCGAAACACUCACACACACACACACACACACACAUAUAUAUAUAUAUAUAUAUCCAUACUCGCAGAUCCAGAUCCUUGCGCGGGUUCCCCCGAAAACAGCAGCAGCAGAGGCACAACUCAUAAACAAUCAUCAAACUGUUGCUCACUCAUGAUCCUGCCUUCCGACCCUUCCGGCCAUUCGACGGAACAAAGCCCACCAAAAAUAAUAACUCCAAGAACAACAACACGAAAACUAAAUCCAACCUUCGAAAAACGCUUUCCCGGCCCUUCACCUGCCUCCCUAUGUGUGUGUGUGUGCAUGUGUAAUUUCAGCUUUAUUUCCACUUUGCAUGAACGGAGAAUUAAAAGUUUAUUUUUGGACCGACAGCGCUCCACUGCUCCACGGAUCAACACCCCCGCGCUUCAUGUCACCCAUCAAACAAUUCACCACAAACUCACAUUUCAGAGCCUCUGCGCAGCCUUCCGACUUCGUGUCUCGGGGGGAUGGGAAGGCAGAGAGAUCAGGCGAGUAAGAUACGAAGAGGUUCGGCCCAUCGUUGGGUAAUUCGAUAAGAUCUUCGAGCCUCGCAAUCUCCGCUCCCCGCCUCUCGUGACUGGCUUCUCGGGCACGAAAAACUUUCGAGCUUUUAUUACCGAGAGCUGGUUGGAAUCGUGAGCCGGCGAACAAAAAGCUGUGCGAUACACACGGAGGGCUUCUCAACAGGCUUCUCGCAAUGGGCCGAAGGAUCGGAACGGAACGGAAUGGCUACAACAACAAACAAGCAGCAGCAGCAGUAUGACGUCAACGUCUCAACCGGUUCCGCUGAAGGAUAAAGUUUGAAGAUGUGUUUCUACUCUUUCUGUCUCUGCUCGGGCGCUCAAAAGAGGGGGAUCCUAAUUUGGCAUCCGAAUGAGGCGAGAAAGAAAAAUUGAAAAUAAUACUUUAAUUUCCGCUGCCUCCGAAGGAAGGAUCGAUAAACGGGCGCGGACAACCGCCCAUUCCGCGAGCCAAGCGUGACAAGCGUGAAACACGCAAUUAACGGUGUUUUCUGAGGAGACAAUUAGGUUACGAUUUUAUGUUGGCAAAUAUUUACAACACUCGUGUCCAUGUUUCCGACGCAAUUUGGUGUUAUUCUUCGUUCAAUCUGUUUCUGUCGGUCUGUCUGUCGUGAGAACCCCUCGUAGGAACCUCCUUCGUUUUUCAUUGAAAAAAAAAUCCGUGGAGGGAAAGCUAACCUUACCAAUCCGACCCCGAAGUUGUAAAAAAAAAUCCAAAAUAGACCAACACAUAUAUGUAAUGAGACUCAGCGCCGCUAUGAAGCAUUGGUCAGCUUCACAGGAAGUAAAACUUCAGAGCUAGAGGAAAAACACACGCACACAUACACACAAACACAAAAACGCGGUAGAAACAGAAGUGUAGGAUACCUAGGUCCCCAUUUCAUAGUACGAGAGCCCAUUUAAGCGAUGCGAAUGCUUAAGAUCGCGUGCGACUCUUAGCGAAAAUAAAACCCAAAAGUAUAUUAAAAAAAAUACAAAGAAAAGACUGACUUAGUGCGACCGAAAAAAAUACCUAAUAAUAACAAACAAAUUAAAUAAAAGUAGUUAGCAAGAGAAUAAAAAUUAACCUAUUGAUCAUGGGUAUUUGAAAGAGCUUUCGAAUGCGACAACAACAACAGCAACAGCAACCGAAAAAGGAAAACCGAAAGCGCGAGUGGAAGAGAGUGUGAGGAAGACAACAAAAAACAAGCGAAGCAAAUUAUCCCACUUCAAUUAGCAAUAAAUUCCUAACUCAUCAGCAAAAAAAUUAAUAAAAAUGUAACGAAAUAAUUUAUUAUGCUAAUGGAAACCGUCAUCCGGGCGCUUGAGGCGACUAAAAUUUGUUCUUAAAAAUCAAUCUCCUAUCUCUUAUCGCAUGUAUUCAAUGUGUAUUACGUUUUAAGUUUUCUGUUUUACGGAGAUUAACGAUUCAAACAAAAAGAGAAAAAAAAGUGCACCGAAAGAGAGAGCUAUAAAAGUAUUAUUUUAGAUGCGAGUCUCCGCUCGCCCCACCUCCCCCCCCCCUUGUAAAUGAUAAUAUUAGGAGACAAACACUUCGAAGAGCAUCAAACUCGGUGCCAGCGAGCGCGCUGCUAAGCGGAAAAUCUACACUACAAAAUGAACGUAAACACAAAUGGGCUCCCGUACUAUGAACAGUGUGAUAGAACAACAACAAAGAUUGCACACAUUGAAACACAAACACAUUCUGGGAAAAAACAAAAAACCAGAAAACGAAAAAGACAAACUAAACAAGCUAGACUUGUGAACAAAUAAUGUACAUUACAAAACAGAAAAAAAACAAGCGAGAGAAAAAGAGGACACACGAGAGUCAGUGAGCUGAAACUGAAGAAAGAAACCUAAGAACAAAACUUGUUAAUAUCGCCGUCGAAUGGAAAUAUUUGUUAUUUAAAAAAUAAAACAGAAAAAGUAUAUAAAAACAAGAAAAUUGCUGCAAAUCAAAACAAAACAAAAGGCAGGAAAGAACAGUCCGUUUGAGGGGAAUAAUGAUUGCAGCUGUAAAAAGAAAACAAACAAACAAGGAACACAAGGUGAAUGAGAGAAGAGAUCAAAAGCUGGAAAUAUAUAAACUAAUUUAGAUAUAAUAAAUAUAUUAAUAAAAUAAGAACAUUACAUAUAUGUUUUGAUUUCAAGCGACCUCGGCGGAAAAUCCCUCCACUCGUUCACCCCCUCGCGGCGCUCCGCCUCACGCCAUUAUCAUCAUCAUCAUCAUCAUCGUGGUCAUAAAUCUUCGUGCAUCAGACUGCUGUUCA
This is a messenger RNA of Toxorhynchites rutilus septentrionalis, 19089 nucleotides long. RefSeq lists its product as uncharacterized. Gene Ontology annotation, cellular component: terminal bouton. The record is from RefSeq and is a predicted model, not a curated record. Gene Ontology annotation, molecular function: protein binding; transmembrane receptor protein tyrosine kinase activator activity. The transcript has 3 exons. Lineage: Eukaryota; Metazoa; Arthropoda; Insecta; Diptera; Culicidae. Bases 1774 to 2772 code for a protein of 332 amino acids. Gene Ontology annotation, biological process: positive regulation of MAPK cascade.